Messenger RNA from Chlorocebus sabaeus (green monkey), 1473 nucleotides. It is a transcript of the gene ALAD, whose product is annotated as aminolevulinate dehydratase. Lineage: Eukaryota; Metazoa; Chordata; Mammalia; Primates; Cercopithecidae. Gene Ontology annotation, cellular component: cytosol. The record is from RefSeq and is a predicted model, not a curated record. Gene Ontology annotation, molecular function: zinc ion binding; porphobilinogen synthase activity. Gene Ontology annotation, biological process: heme biosynthetic process.
AGGGGGCGUGGCCUGGAUUGUGGAGGGGGCGGGCCGUGGGGGAGCUGCUUCCGGGUGAGCCCCCCCGCCCCCCACAUGGUCCCUGGGAGACGGGAGCGGGAGACAGCGGUGACAGGCGCAGCGACAGGGAGGCCUUAGGGAGGCAGAGCCUGCAGCCAACAACGCCCCAGGAGCCCUCGGUUCCAACCAACUGAUGCCCCUGUGCCCACUGGCCCAUGCCAUGCAGCCCCAGUCCGUUCUGCACAGCGGCUACUUCCACCCACUGCUUCGGGCCUGGCAGACAGCCACCACCACCCUCAAUGCCUCCAACCUCAUCUACCCCAUCUUUGUCACGCCCUGGGCUUGACCAGGCAGGGAAGCCAGACACUGGAUCCCACCCUCCUCCCACCAUCUCCACUCCCAUAUUUCUUCCCUGCUUCCCAACCAUCCCUCUCAGUUGCCCCCUCACCACUGGCCCUUCCCACAGCCACCAAUCCAUAUCCCACCCCCACUCUUGCAGGGAUGUUCCUGAUGACAUACAGCCUAUCGCCAGCCUCCCAGGAGUGGCCAGGUAUGGUGUGAACCGGCUGGAAGAAAUGCUGAGGCCCUUGGUGGAAGAGGGCCUACGCUGUGUCUUGAUCUUUGGCGUCCCCAGCAGAGUUCCCAAGGACGAGCGGGGUUCCGCAGCUGACUCCGAGGAGUCCCCAGCUAUUGAGGCGAUCCAUCUGUUGAGGAAGACCUUCCCCAACCUCCUGGUGGCCUGUGACAUCUGCCUAUGUCCCUACACCUCCCAUGGUCACUGCGGGCUCCUGAGUGAAAAUGGAGCAUUCCGGGCUGAGGAGAGCCGCCAGCGGCUAGCUGAGGUAGCACUGGCAUAUGCCAAGGCAGGAUGUCAGGUGGUAGCCCCGUCGGACAUGAUGGAUGGACGCGUGGAAGCCAUCAAGGAGGCCCUGAUGGCACAUGGACUUGGCAACAGGGUAUCAGUGAUGAGCUACAGUGCCAAGUUUGCUUCCUGUUUCUAUGGCCCUUUCCGGGAUGCAGCUCAGUCAAGCCCAGCUUUUGGGGACCGCCGCUGCUACCAGCUGCCCCCUGGAGCACGAGGCCUGGCCCUCCGAGCUGUGGACCGGGAUGUACGGGAAGGAGCUGACGUACUCAUGGUGAAGCCGGGAAUGCCCUACCUAGACAUCGUGCGGGAGGUAAAGGACAAGCACCCCGACCUCCCUCUCGCCGUGUACCAUGUCUCUGGAGAGUUUGCCAUGCUGUGGCACGGAGCCCAGGCUGGGGCAUUUGAUCUCAAGGCUGCCGUACUGGAGGCCAUGACUGCCUUCCGCAGAGCAGGUGCUGACAUCAUCAUCACCUACUACACACCCCAGCUGCUGCAGUGGCUGAAGAAGGAAUGACGGAGACAGUGCAGGCCUGAGAACUAGAACUUUAAAAUGUUCCCGGGGCCUCAGAGAAGUGAAAACCAAAGUAAAUCCUGCUUUUAGAACUGUG